This is a messenger RNA of Eucalyptus grandis, 779 nucleotides long. Its product is annotated as bidirectional sugar transporter SWEET12-like. The transcript has 3 exons. The record is from RefSeq and is a predicted model, not a curated record. Lineage: Eukaryota; Viridiplantae; Streptophyta; Magnoliopsida; Myrtales; Myrtaceae. Gene Ontology annotation, cellular component: membrane. Gene Ontology annotation, biological process: carbohydrate transport. Bases 54 to 611 code for a protein of 185 amino acids. Gene Ontology annotation, molecular function: sugar transmembrane transporter activity.
CAGCGUUUGUUCGCGAGGAACACGCCUCAUGUAUUCUAAUUGUUGGAGACUGGAUGCAGAUGCUGACGCUGAGGCUGCUUUUGCUGAAUUUCGGAGGGUAUUGUUCCAUUCUUCUUCUGUCCCACUUCUUAGCAAAGGGAUCGGCGAGGGUCCAAGUUGUUGGGUGGAUUUGCGUUGCGCUCUCCGUUGCAGUCUUUGCUGCUCCUCUAAGCGUCAUUAGAAUGGUGAUACGCACCAAGAGCGUGGAGUUCAUGCCCUUCUCUUUAUCAUUGUUCCUCAUGCUCAGCGCUGUGACAUGGCUCUUAUAUGGCCUAUUCCUCAAGGACUUGUAUGUCGCGUGUCCAAACGUGUUAGGAGUCACCUUUGGAGUGCUUCAGAUGGCACUGCAUGCCAUAUACAGGAAGGGGAAUACUAUUGUGAUGGAGGAGGAGAAUAAUGAUGCCAGUGUUGGGAAGCAGAGCUCUGAUAUACAAAGUUGCAAUGGGCAUGCCAUUGCCUCCCACAUCGAUACCAACGUCUUUGACGAGGACAAAGAGAAGUGCGAGAGAAGCUUCAUCAUCUUUAUUGAAGCUCCUGAUAAAGGACCAGUGGCCCCUCCAUCUGAAGUUUGACAGGCGUCUGAGUUACUCAUAUGCCUGAUCAGGCUCUCUUUUUUUUUCCCAGCAGCUAGCCAGCAGCUCCUACCUAGCUUGUUCGUUGCUUCUGCUAUGUAAUAUGUAAAUGGAAGAGUCCGUGGGCGUGUGGGUGCUUGUGGGGGUGGAGUCUUGUUUGUGAAUGUU